AUGAAAAGUCUCAAAGUUCUCAUCAGUGGCGCUGGAUGCGCCGGUCCUGCGUUGGCGUUCUGGUUAGCUCGCGUUGGCCAUCGUGUCACCGUCGUCGAGCGAAACACUUCCCUUCGCACAUCAGGCGCCCAGAUUGACAUUCGUAACCAAGGCGUCGAGAUCAUCAAGCGCAUGGAUCUACUAGAGAAGAUCCGUGAGAAACUCGUUUAUGAAAAAGGAGCACAAUUUAUCAACUCAGCUGGGGAGGUAACGGUGACACUGGGAACAGGUAACCAAGCUGCGACAUCUGAGUACGAGAUCAUGCGUGGAGACCUAGUCAACAUUCUCUAUAACGAGACAAAAGACCACGAUAAUGUCAAGUACAUCUUCGGUGAAACUGUCGAGAGAUAUGACGAGAAGGAUGAUAAAGUCGUCGUUCAGUUCUCAGACGGCUCGCAUGAUUCUUUCGAUCUACUUGUUGGCGCAGAUGGUCAGGGAUCGCAUAUUCGAUCAACUAUCCUCCCACCGGGAAGCAAUGAAUAUCGUAAACUGGGCGUGUACAUUGCUUACUGGUUCAUUCCACAUAUCGAGACUGAUACCAACUACUUCACUUUCUACUCAUGUCCUGGUCGGCGGUCGAUAUUACGGAGAUGGCAUGAACACAGUGAUACGCAGGUAUACUGCGUUUUCAAAGACACCUGUAACCCUGACAAAUUCGAUGAGCUUAUGAAAGCACCUGUUGAGACGCAGAAGAAGUUCUGGGUGGAGAAGUUCCAUGAUGCGGGAUGGGAGACGAGUCGAUUCCUUGCUGGUCUUGACAAUACUACGAAUUUCUAUUGUCAGGAGAUUGUGCAAGUGACUACUGAUACAUGGUCCCGAGGUCGAGUGGUUCUGCUUGGGGAUGCUGCGCAUUGUCCGUCUCCGAUGACAGGCCUUGGGACUACGAGUAGUCUCAUUGGGGCGUAUGUUUUGGCUGGUGAACUUACGCAGAAUUCUGAUGAUUUGCCCCUGGCGCUCAAGAGAUACGAUGAAACGCUAAGACCACUUGUCAAUGAGGCUCAGGAGAUUAGCUCAUUCAAUCUGAGGCUUAUGUUUCCUCAGAGUCAGUGGGCUAUCAAUGCGAGGUUGGCCGCUUUGAGGUUUCUAUGUUGGCUGGGCAUCCCAAGUUUUCUUGAGCGAUUUGCGAAUGAUACUUCCCCUUGGAAAAUGCCUCAUUAUCCAGCGUUGGACAAAGAUGAGAAGAGUUGA
Penicillium malachiteum is the source of this 1227-nucleotide messenger RNA. RefSeq names its product oxidoreductase protein. The transcript has a single exon. Gene Ontology annotation, molecular function: FAD binding. NCBI's taxonomy places the organism in Eukaryota, Fungi, Ascomycota, Eurotiomycetes, Eurotiales, Aspergillaceae. The record is from RefSeq and is a predicted model, not a curated record. Bases 1 to 1227 code for a protein of 408 amino acids.